AAUAUUUUCUUAAUUACUAAUCACCACAUUUUCUAACUGACUAAUCCAAAUUUUUUUUCACAAUUUUUUUUUUCAUCAGAGAUAAGAUCAAACCCCUAACCUCUCUAGCUUAAGGGGUGAGAUGCUUACCACAAACCCUUGAGGUUAAUCCAAAACUUUACCCCUGUUAGGUUUAUUGAACCGGAGCUCAAAACCAGAAGUCUUGGCGUUUGCUUCAAAAACUUGAAGAAGAGGUUCAACAAAAAGUUAAAACUUUUCAAAAACAAAACAAAAACAAAAAGGCAGUUUCGAUAAUGUUGGAGUUGAAGGCAAAGUGUUUGAAGAAAGCAGUGGUUCCUUCCACUCUAAUUAAGCAUCCAUCCCCCGGCAACCUUCAGUCUACUCGUCUUGCUCUUCAUAUGAACGAUGGCAAUGUUUCUUCUUGUUCCGUCUACAUUGCUUCCGGUUGCCGCAUUUACGAAGCUCUUAUUCCAAUGGAAAGUUCACUGCUCAACCUAGGAAAGGAGGACCUCUUAAUUCCCGAACAAUGUGAGGUUCUAGAGGCUUCAGUGCUCAAUCGUUGCCCACAUCGAUCAGAAAUCCAAAGUAUAGUGCUAGCUGAAAGUGAAAGCUCUGGUUGCGCAAUUCUGGGAAGCGUGGAUUCUUAUGGUCACCUUAUUGUCUCUAGAUUGGAUGCUAGUGACGAAGAUAUCAACGGGCUUACAUAUUCUGUCUCUCCUCGAGAUCGCGGUGUUGGAGAAGGUAGCUGGACAGGCCUGUGCUUCAAUCCCACUCAACAGUCCAUGGCAGCUGUGGCUCGCAGUUUCUCCAAAACCAUUGACGUCUAUGACCAAGAUAUUCAUCUCCGUACUUUUCGUUCAUUGUGGUAUCCAUCUUCACUUAUCUUCAUGCAAAAUUUGGCUUUAGGUGGUGGAAAUUCUGUAUUAGCAGUUGCAGAAGGUUGCCAGCUGUCUAUAUGGGACUUGCGAAUGAAAGAAAAAGGUGGUUGUGUGCAUCGGAUCUGUGGAUCUGUAGGAGAUAACUUGUAUGCAGUCUGUAAUUCUUCAAAAGGUACCAUUGCGGCGGGUGGAGCUGAUCGAACUGUGACUGUCUAUGAUCCUCGCAGGUGGGCCACAGUGUCAAGAUGGAUGAACUGCUCUAAAUAUGAGAUAACGGGACUUGCUUUCUCUUCCAUUGAUCCUGAAUAUGUUUAUUUACAAGGAGUUGACUACGAGGUUAUUUGUGGACGAUGGCGAGAAAGCAAGAAAAUGUUUUCAUAUCGAGGAGAUUCUAAUUGGCUCGGAUUUAGCAAGUGUUCAGACAGGGAUGUCUUGGGGGGUUGGUCCGACUCAGGUAGCAUAUUUGUGGCUGAUAUCCAUUGUUGUGAACCAGUAGACUUGCCAAAUGACUAGGAUGUCCCUGCGGCAACCAGUCCUUUCAAAUUCGUUUUAACGGCGGCGCAUACCUAAAAUGCUCCAGGGUACAAAUGAAAGGCGUAGAUCCAUAGCGUGUAUGCCCUAGAAUUUGAGGCACAAGCCCGUGGUGUUAAAUUUAUUUUUUGUUGUUUUAAGGUAUUUGCUAUAGAUCGUGUUUUUUUUUUUUAAAAAAAUUAUUGAUGCAAUGAUGUUUAUCCUUAUGCUAUUGUUUUUGUGUUGUAGUGAUUUUUUCUAAAAUAUAUAAAGAAAGAAAGCAACUCUAGAUUACGACAGUA
Capsicum annuum is the source of this 1690-nucleotide messenger RNA. RefSeq lists its product as uncharacterized. Gene Ontology annotation, molecular function: protein binding. The transcript has 13 exons. The record is from RefSeq and is a predicted model, not a curated record. NCBI's taxonomy places the organism in Eukaryota, Viridiplantae, Streptophyta, Magnoliopsida, Solanales, Solanaceae. The coding region runs from base 294 to 1391 and encodes 365 amino acids.